AUGGAGGUGCAGGCCGCCCAAUUUCAGGAGGACUACGCGCAAUUCAAAGAGCAAGUCCAAGACUUGGACCGUCGGCUAGCUUCUCUGAUUGCCCUUGCCUUCGACGAAUGUGCGACGAUUCUCCGCCGCUUCAAAGUGCUGGAUUCUUUCGAGGGCCUCCUCAACCGCAGUAUUAUUGAGGAUGAACUCGAGAAAAAAUACAUCCUCUUGGUGCAAGCCUACGCCCAGGACCUUCGGGUUGUCCACGAAAUAUUCCUCCGCCACCGAGAGAGCCCCCCGGUGCCGGCCCACUAUCCGCCGGUCGCGGGCGCACUGGCGUGGUCCCGGGGUCUGAUUGAACGGGUCGGCGCCCCGCUUCCCAAGUUCCAAGCUUUAGAGCAACAGCAGCCUCAUGUUUGGGCGCGAGAAGAAACCAAAGACGUAGUGAAAGCUUCGCGGGCCCUGCUGACCACCCUCCAGGAUUACGAGGCCCGCAGUGCGGAUGCCUGGAGCAAAGAUGUCGAAUCUUCCUCGCAGAGCAAGUUGCAAUUGCCGUUGCUCAUCCGAAACUCAAAAACGGAGCACUUGGCGGUUAAUUUUGACCCGGUUUUGGUCCGUCUGUUGCGGGAAGUGAAAUACUUCCGGCUUUUGAAUUUGCCGGUCCCCGCCCCAGCCAUGGGUGUGUACCAGCAGGUGGAAACGUUUCGACGCUGGACCGGAAACUUGGAACUGAUCGCGCACACGCACAACGCGUCCUGGUCGGCGUUGCACCCUGUGGAAAUGCCCUUGGUCCGGCCGUAUCUGGAUCAGUUCAAUCAAGUGGUGCAGACGGGUCUAGGAGCUUUGCAAUGGCAGAGCGAGGAGGCUCUCGUCCAGGAUUUCUUGGUGGAAGCGCUGGCUAAAGUGCAGGGCGUCGAAGCCGUGGUUCAGACUAUGAAACGGAACCUCUCAACGGUGGAGAACCUGCUGCGGGAAUGGGAACGGCCCAUGGUGGAACGGAAAACAAAACCCGUCGAGCGGGACGAAUUUGAGCGGAUGCAGCGGACGAUUCGGCAGGAAAGGUAUGGAAAGGUCAAAGCCGCCGGCAAAGAGAUUCAUAGCUUGCUGAGAGAAACAUGUAAAGUCCUGAACAUUUCGACACCUGCCCCACCCGCGUGGCAGGCGUAUGUGGACUACGUGAGCAACCGCGUGGUGGGAGGACUGACCCGGAUAAUCUUGGUAUCCCUGCAAGCCUUGUUCAAUGAGAUCGAUCCCGUACCUUUCUUGACCGCCGGAGGGUCGUCCACAGCCACAAACCCGCCUCCCAACCAGGCCAUGGCCGCCAGUAAAUUGCCUAUGCUCGAGAUAAAACUCACCUUGGUGGAUGACAAGUUCGUGCGUUUUCUCCCGGACAUUUCCUCUCCUAGCCUCAGCCCUACUCCUGGCAACAAUUCGACGCUCCGGGAUCUGGUGAACAAUGUGGUGGCUGGUUUUUUCAACCUCUCCACGCUUUUCAAACGCUUGGACGACGCCAGCCACCAAGGCACUUACUUGCGGGAGAUGCACACGGACCCACAAUUGUCUCUGGCCCUGGCUCGAAUCCACGAGGUGGUGGAUGCGACGGAGGAAUCCUGUCGGCGUCUACAGGAUCGCUACGAGGAGUACGCCUCCCUGUGGACGACGGACCUUGACGCCCAUUUUCGCUCCUUUUCUACCUCGGCAAUAGUCCAAACACCGCUCGGCCAAUCGCUCUUGAACACGGACCUCUUUGAGCAAGAAAUCAACCGUUACGAGCAGCUCCAAGCCCAGGUCCUGCAAAAGCUAUCUUCCCCAGUUGAUAUUCAGGGAUGGCUUCGAGUCGACACGGCGCCCAUCAAACAGGCGAUCUUAGGUUGGUGUACCCGGUGGACAACCACCUAUACCUCCCACAUCAAGGCAACCUUGGUCACGAAAUUGCGGGACAUGGAUGCUUUCAUGCGCGAGGUGCGGUCCGGACUGGGCGUCCGUGUGGAUGCCGAAGGAGGAAAAACGGCGCUGAUGGAGGUCAUGAAAACCAUUUGUGACGUACGAAAGGCAAGCGAGCUCUUUGCGGAGGUGUGGCUACCCUUCCAAGAGUUGAUCAGCACGUUGAAAAGGCAUAAUGUGGAUGUCACCGAUGUGAUGAUUGGAAAUUCUGGCUACGAUUUGCAAUCUUACUUGGAGGAAGCGCCUACGGCCUGGGAGCUGCUGGUCAAGGAGACUUUUGUUAAGAAGGAGAAAAUCUUACCCUUGCAGAUGGCGGAGGUAGAGGUAUUACGACAAGAUUUGGACGGUUUCAACGUGCGUGUCCACCGGUUUCGCUCCACUUUCAAGAAAGAAGGCCCCUUCGUGUCGACCGCUCUUUCCCCGACGGCACCAUCGCCGAUCGGCCCUGCCCCUACGCCCCCAUCCUCGCUGGCUACCACAAGUUUUGCGACCAUCAACACGUUGACACUUACCUCCGCGAAGGCUUACCAAGAAAUGGAUGCGCAGCUCCGGCUUCUGGUGGACCUGGAGCAGGAAGCAGCAGCUUUCAACGAGUUGGAGGAAUUGUUCGAGCUUCAGAUCAGCAAAUACCCGGAAAUGGGGGAGACCCGACGGGAUCUGAAGCUUUUGAAAUGGAUAUGGGAUUUCAAUGCCCUUGUGGAAAAGCUCUACGAGGGCUGGCGGAGCCAGUACUGGUCAGAUGUUGAGACGGAAGCGUGGCUGGAACAAAACAAGGAGCUCUUGAAGCAGCUGAGAAGGCAAGGCAACGAGUUCCAAACCCUCAAAACCUGGCACAUCUACCAAGUGGUGGAAGAAAAUAUUACAUCCAUGGCGAUCCUUUUGCCGCUCAUCGACGAACUGCAUUCGCCGGCGAUGCGGGACCGACACUGGGAGGCCCUGGCUCGCCACUGCCAGGUCAGACACCUAGACCCCACCCACGCUAAAUUCACGUUCGAGGAUAUGAUCCCUCUCCGCCUGUCCGAACGUCGAGAGCUGGUGGAAGAACUGGUCAGUACGGCGGCGAAAGAAUUGAAAAUCGAGACGCAGUUGGGGGUCAUCGUACAGGCCUGGGAGACGCUGCACUUGGACCACGCCCCACACAAAGACAUGGAAACCACGGUAAUCAAGCCGAGCGAGGAGGUGCUGGAGAGCCUGGAAAGCCAUCAGAUGGAGCUUCAGAGCAUGCUGUCCGUUGACUUUUUCAAAGACAAGGUCGUGGAGUGGCAAGUGGCCUUGGGUCGCACCGAAGAGGUUUUAAAAGCCUGGGUGUCGGUCUCCAAGAGCUGGACGGCUCUGGAAAGCAUUUUUUUGGCCUCGGCGGACAUACGUGCGCAGCUUCCUGAGGACACGAAGCGUUUUGAAGGCAUCGAUUCUGAAUUCAAGGAGCUGAUGAAAGCGGCCAUCACCACGCCGCUGGUGGUGGAGGCCUGUGGCGUGGAAGGGCGGCUUGAGUCCUUAAAAAGCAUGAUGGCACGCCUGGAGCUCUGUCAAAAGUCGCUCAACGAGUACUUGGACCUGAAAAAGAAGCUCUACCCCCGCUUUUAUUUCGUGUCGAACGUGGCCUUGCUCGACAUGCUGGCGAACGGUAACAACCCCGUCAAGAUCCUCCCGUACCUGGGCGACUGCUACGAUGGCUUGGCCGACCUUCGCUUCGUCGUCGACGACCCUGCCACUGGGACGCUCUCUACUAAGACAGUGGAUACCAUGGUGGCCAAAGACAAGGAAUGCGUGGCCUUGUACGAACGCUUUACCAUGGAAGGUGAAGUGGAGCAGUACUUGAAUCGGUUGACGGACGUGGUUGCCGACACCCUUCGGCAUAAGCUCGAGGACGGCUUGGAGUCGGCCGUGCAUUGGGAUGUGGAGAAGCCUCGGGAGCAAUGGCUCUUUGAUUUUCCCGCCCAGGUAGUGCUGACAGGCACGCAGAUAUACUGGACGGAGGAGACGGAACGGGCUUUGGAAGACUACGAAAAUGGACAGGCGGACGCUGUGAAGCGGUAUUUGCAGAUAUGCAACAGCCGCCUGAGCGCCUUGAUACAGCUCGUCCUUGGUGAGCUCUCUCCCGGCGAUCGGACCAAGAUCAUUUCCCUCAUCACCUUGGAUGUGCAUGCCCGUGACGUGGUCCAGAAGCUCAUCGACGAGAAGACCGAGGGGCCGAAUGCCUUCUUGUGGCAGCAGCAGCUGCGCUUUUACUGGACUCCUCCCCCCACAUCGACCUCCCGCAUGCUUUCUGCUUGUGGAAUGGCUACCAAUCCUUCCUCCAGCUUGACCAUGCAUUCCGGCAGCAAUGCGCGAGAUGUGGACAUAAGAAUCUGCGACUAUCACUGCAAGUACUUUUAUGAGUGGGUGGGCAACACAGGACGCUUGGUCAUCACCCCUCUUACCGACAGGUGCUACAUCACCCUGACUAUGGGCCUUCGACUUUUCUUGGGAGGCGCGCCUGCGGGUCCGGCGGGCACAGGCAAGACGGAGACGACAAAGGACCUCGCCCGCGCGCUAGCCAUUCCUUGCUACGUCUUCAACUGCUCGGAUCAAAUGAAUUAUCAGACAAUGGGCGACAUUUUCCGAGGUCUGGCGCAGACGGGAGCCUGGGGCUGCUUCGAUGAAUUCAAUCGGAUUCCUUUGGAGGUCCUAUCCGUGGUCGCCACCCAGGUGAAAACUAUCCAAGAUGCCAUCGUCAAGUGCUCCAUCCCCAGCAACCGGGACCUGGAAUACCAACAAUUGCCGGGAGGGACGCCCCCGGUCAAGGUAGGCAGCUUCGAUUUCAUGGGGGAUACUAUCUCCUUGAUCCCGUCUUGCGGUUUUUUCAUCACCAUGAACCCAGGAUACGCAGGUCGUACGGAGCUGCCUGAGAAUUUGAAGGCGCUCUUUCGGUCCUGCGCCAUGAUUCGACCGGAUCUGCGCCCCAUUUGUGAAAACAUGCUCAUGUCCGAAGGUUUCCAAAACGCCCGCGGUCUCGCCAUCAAAUUUGUCAGCUUAUACCAGCUUUCCUCCGAGCUCCUUUCCAAGCAGUUCCACUACGAUUGGGGACUCCGGGCGGUCAAGUCCGUACUCCGGGUAGCAGGGAUGCUCAAACGGGGGGAGCCCGACAUGGACGAGGCCCAAAUCCUGAUGCGGGCCCUCCGAGAUUUCAACACCCCCAAGAUCCCUGCCCACGACCUUCCCAUCUUCCUGCGGCUGAUUGCGGACCUCUUCGUGGGGAUGGACGAGGUUCCCCACAAAAUAAACGAGACGCUCCGGGACAAGGUCCUUCGGGCCACCAGGCUCAAGAAAUACCAGGCGGACGAUUCCUUCGUCCUCAAGGUCUGCCAGCUCCAGGAGUUGUUGGACGUCCGGCACUCCGUCAUGCUCUUGGGGCCGGCGGGGGCGGGCAAGACUGCGAUUUGGAAGACGUUGGCCGCGGCGCAUAACCUGGACAGCCGUAGUGGCAGCUUUGGUAGGAUGGGAGGAGGUUCCUCGGAUGAGAAGCGUUCUCAGGUGUGCGUAUAUGAGACCUUGAACCCGAAGGCCGUAUCGAGCGAUGAGCUGUACGGCCACAUGACGCUGAGUAAGGACUGGAAGGACGGGGUCCUUUCCAUCAUCAUGCGGGGCAUGUCCAAGAACAUUGCCGAGCAGGGAUUUUACGAGCAUCAACGGCAUAAAUGGGUGGUUCUGGACGGGGACAUCGACGCGGUGUGGAUCGAGUCGAUGAACACGGUGAUGGACGACAACAAGGUCCUCACCCUCGUCUCCAACGAGCGCGUCCCUUUGUCGGACAGCAUGCGUUUGGUCUUCGAAAUCAACUCGUUGAAGAAUGCCACGCCGGCCACCGUGUCGCGCGCGGGGAUUUUGUACAUCAACGAGACAGAUGUAGGAUGGAAACCUCUCGUGCAAUCUUGGGUCCAGCUCCGUGCGGACCCCAGCGAACGCGUCCUCCUUCCCGGGCUUUUUGAGAAAUACGUGGAUGCCCUGGCCGAGAUGACCCGCAAAGGCUACAAGGAGGUGACGCCGGUGCGGUUGAUCAACAAGGUGUCGACGCUUAUCUACAUCCUGGAGGGCUUUUUGGACGGAAGUGACGGGGACGGGAACACCGAGACGACGGGCACAUCCAAAGGGUCCUUGUCCAAUCCAACGUCUGCGUCCAAUGCUUGCUGUGUGAUUCCCUCGGAGAAGAAGACACCGGACGUCCUGGAACUGGUUUUUAUUUAUGCGGCCGUCUGGGCUUUUGGAGGGGCCAUGGGCGUGGACAAGCAGGCAGACUACCGGAAACAAUUCAGCGAUGCCUUUGCCAUGACCUUCGGCCAGCGUUUCCCAAAAGAAGGGCAAUGCUUCGACUACUACUUCGACGUGGAUACCCUCUCCUUCCUGCCCUGGACGGCCCGCGUCCCUAAGUAUGUACCCAUCCCUAUCGGGGGGGGUGCAGGCGAGACGGCACUGUCACAGCUCCAGGUGGCCACAGUGGAUACUGUCCGACUCUCCUUCUUAAUCGACCUCCUGGCGAAGAAGCAUCGGCAUGUCAUGCUCUGCGGGACGGCCGGGACGGGAAAGACGAGCAUAUUGAGGGAAUACUUGCGAAAUUUGGACAGAGACGCGGACAAAAUGCUUUCCAGCACCGUUAACAUGAGCUACUACACAGACUCCGCCAAACUCCAGGGUGAAAUCGAGCUAGCGCUUGACCGGCGUUCGGGACGCAAGUACGGUCCCCCCCAGGGCCAUCAUUUGAUCAUGCUCCUGGACGAUUUGAACCUGCCCUACGUGGAAACCUACGGUACCCAGAACGCCAUCGCCCUCUUGACGCAGCACUUGCAGUACGGGGGUUGGUUCGAUCGCUCGGACCUGGGCAUGCGCAAAGAAGUGGUGGACGUUCAAUACCUGGCGGCGAUGAACCCCACGGCAGGUUCCUUCUACAUUUGUGAACGGGCCCAGCGACAUUUCGCCACAUUCGCGUGCACCAUGCCGUCCAAGACAGACUUGAAAACGAUUUACGGCUCUAUUCUUGCGGGUCAUCUCAAAGGUUUCGCUCCCCGGGUGGAGGAAUGCUGCACCAAGAUCGUGGAUGCGACCAUCGCAUUGCACGGACAAGUGUUGCAGCGUUUCCUCCCCAGCGCCGUCAAGUUUACGUACAAUUGGAACAUGCGCGAGCUCAGCAAUGUCUUCCAGGGACUGACCUUGGCUCGGUCAGAUCUUUACACCACGCCCUUACCGUUCCUGCGUUUGUGGGCCCACGAGUGUGAGCGGGUGUUUGGAGAUCGUUUGACGAGCGAAGCCGAACGAGGGAUCUUCCAAGAUAUGCUCACCUCUGUGGCAAACCACACUUUCUCCUCUUCCUCUGAGGACAUCGUCGAGUCCCUUGUGCAACGACCUUUGCUGUGCACGAACUUUGUGGGCGGUAUCACCUCCUCAGGAAGCACCCCGGGCGGAGAAAGCGUCGGUCUGACGAGCCCGAUGGGUUAUGUACCAGUGCCAACUUUGACGGAGCUGAAGACGACCUUAAACGGGAAGCUCCAGGAAUACAACGAAUCAAACGCCAUGAUGGAUUUGGUGCUCUUCGACGAAGCCAUGGCCCACGUUACCCGCAUCUGUCGGAUCAUUUCCAACCCCUCGGGACACGCGAUGCUGAUCGGGGUGGGCGGCUCGGGCAAACAGUCGCUCACGCGGCUCGCUGCUUUCAUUUGUGGCUACGAAGUGAAACAGCUGGCUAUCACCUCCCGUUUCAAGUUGGAGGAUCUCAAAGAUGCCCUGAAGGACAUGUACAAGUAUGCAGGCGUCAAAGGGGUGCCUCUCGUGUUCCUCAUACGGGACUCCCAGGUCAUCGACGAGCGCUUUCUGAUCUACAUCAACGCCCUCCUUUCGAGCGGUUGGAUCCCUGAUCUCCUUGUCAAGGACGAACUCGAAAGCAUGCUGGCCAGCAUUCGCACAGUGGCUAGGGCCCAAGGCGUGCCUGACACGCCCGCUACCCUCUUGGAAUUUUUGAUCACGAGGAUACGCACCAAUCUCCACGUCGUCCUGGCGUUCUCCCCCGUCGGCUCCACGUUUCGGAUCCGGGCCCGACGUUUCCCGGCCUUGGUCAAUUGCACCGCCAUCGAUGUUUUCCAUCCCUGGCCGCGGGAAGCUCUUGUGUCGGUAGCACAACGCUUCCUAGACGACGUGGACCUGGGCUCCCCCUCCAUCAAAUCCCAGCUGGCUCUGCACAUGGCCGAAGAGCAUUUGUCAGUCAUGAAGGCCUCCCACACUUUCCUGGAACGGCACCGCCGGUACAAUUACGUCACGCCCAAAAGUUUCUUGGAAUUGAUCGGGUUUUAUCGGUAUUUGCUUGGCGCCAAACGCAGCGAGGUGGUCCGGCUGGUGGAUCGCUUGGACGUGGGGCUCUCCACGCUCAAAAAAACGGCGGCCGACGUCGCGGUCCUGCAGGCCGAUCUGACCCUGACAUUGGCACGGGUGGAGGAGAAAAAAGCCGCCACUGAGCAGUUGAUCGAAGCAAUGGGUGCUGAGCGUGCCGAGGCGGAGAUGCAACAGGGAGCAGCCACCCUGGAAGCCAGCAAGGCCAACGCGGCGUCGGAAGAAGCUGCUGUGCUCGAGAAAGAGGCCUCGAUAGAGCUGGCAGCCGCCGAGCCCGCCAUGAAAGCCGCAGCAGCUGCUGUCGACGUGCUAAGUAAAGCGAUGUUGACAGAGCUCAAGAAUUUGAAGACCCCCCCCGCGGGAGUCGACACGGUGACCACGGCUUGUCUGAUCCUGGUGGAAAAGGAGUACAAAAAUCACAAGUGGGAGCGGGCCAAAAAAAUGAUGGCGAACAUCGACCAGUUCAAAAACAAGCUCAUGGCUUUCAAGGGGGAGACCAUCCCAGAAGAGGACAUUAAUCGGGUCACGCCGUUCAUGUCCCUGCCGGAUUUCUCCCCGGAGGCCAUGUCGAGUAAGUCUGCGGCCGCUGCGAAUCUGUGCACCUGGGUGGUGAACAUGUACAGAUACAACCGUAUUUACGUCAAGGUCAAGCCCUUGAUGGAUACAUUGGCAGAAGCCCAAGCUACCAAGGCGAGCGCGGAUGCUUCUUUGGCAGUGGCUUCCGCAGCGGUUACCGCGGUCCAAGAACGUUUGGCAGUGCUGGAGGAGCAGUUCGUGGCAGCGACAGAGGAGAAGGCCAAAGUGGAAGCAGAAGCAGCGGCAUGCCAAGAACGUUUGAGCCUCGCAGAGCGACUGGUGAACGGCCUGAGCUCGGAAAAUACACGGUGGGGAGGUGAAAUUGAGCGACUGAAAGAGAGAGCCACGACCUUGGUAGGCGACUGCAUGGUCGCAGCCGGCUUCGUCUCCUACCUGGGGGCCUUCGACCAGGAUACCCGGGAGAGUCUAUGGAAGGGGGUAUGGACGCGAGAUUUGAUCGAGCGGGGAGUGCCCUUGACACCUGGCCUCGACCCUGUGAGUAUGCUCUCCAACGACGGUCAUGUCGCUCAAAUGAUUCGGGAAGGAUUGCCGGCAGAUCGCAUCAGUUUAGAAAACGGCGCGGCCAUCACCAACUGCAAACGCUGGCCCCUGAUCAUCGACCCGCAGACACAAGGCAUCAAGUGGCUUCGACAAAAGGAGGCCGGGAACCGACUUCUGGUCUUACAACUCUCUCAGAAAGAUUGGGCGAAAAAAAUGGAGAAAGCGCUCUCCACGGGCCAGACGGUGAUUCUGGAGAACGUGGGGGAGGAAUUGGAUUCCACCUUGGAACCCGUGCUGACACGGGCCAUCUACAAGAAGGGACGGAAGCUGUACAUCAAGUUUUGCGGGGAGGAAGUAGAGUUUGACCCGGCAUUUCAACUCUACUUGCAAACCAGGUUGUCCAACCCCCAUUACCGGCCGGAGGUCUUUGCCCAAUGCACGCUCAUCAACUUCAUCGCCACUGAACGCGGGUUGGAGGAACAGCUUUUGUCCAAGGUGGUGGCGGUCGAACGGCCCGAACUGGAAGAAAAAGCCCAGCUGUUGCAGCAAGCCUUCCAACGCUACAAGAUCCAGCUGGUGGAGCUGGAGGACGACCUCCUUGAACGGUUGGCCAAUGCCCCGGACGACAUUUUGAGCGACGUGCCGUUGAUUGAGGGCUUGGAAGCCACCAAAGCUGCCGUCCUGGAAAUCAACACGGCGGUCAGCGAAGGGAAAACCACCGAAGGGCUCAUCAACGAAGCACGGGAGACGUACCGAAGCCACGCGGCCGAAGGCGCCAUGCUCUAUUUUUUGCUCACCCAGCUCUCCAGCAUCGAUCACAUGUACCAAUACUCGCUCGAUUCGUUCGUUUUCUUCUACUUGAAAUCCAUCAAAAAAGCUCUUCCGGCAGACACGGAGGAAAAGCGGGCCAUGAACUUGCGGGUGUCCUUGCGCAUGACUGUGUACACGUGGGUGAGCCGAGGGCUCUUCGAACGUCACAAACUCAUAUUCCUCGCGCAACUGACCUUCAAUCUGCUCAAACGAGGACUCUUGCAAGGGGAAACGGCGCCGUCGUCUUCCCUUUCGGCCCCCACUGCUGUGACCCCGGAGGGGGGCCUGAAAGUGCCGGAGGCCCAUUUCCAAUUCCUUCUUCGAUGUCCCCAAAAACCCGUGCCAGACAACCCGUUGGGCUGGCUCCCCAUGUCCGCGUGGCAGGCCGUGCAAGCCUUGACGGAACUCGACGGCUUCGGGAAACUAGCCCAGGAUAUGGUGGAGGCAAGCCCGCGCUUCCGAGAAUGGUACAACGCCGUGGCUCCCGACAUGGAGAAGUUACCCCUGGAAUGGGCCGGCCUAGACAGGCAACCUUUUCAGAAAAUGAUGGUGGUGCGUUGUCUCCGUCCGGACCGUGCGAAUGUCGCCUUGACCAAUUUCAUUCGUCAGCUUCUUCCCCAUGGCGACGCUUACACGGACUGCGACGCCACCCUCAGCGCGUUGGAGGUUGCAGAGCAGGCGUUGCAAGAUGCGACACCGGCCACCCCUUUGUAUUUCAUCUUGAGUGCGGGGGCCAACGUGGUGGGCGUCUUGGACCGGUUGGCCGAGAAGUACGGCUUGGUGAAAGGCGUGAGCUACCACAACGUGAGUAUGGGCCAGGGUCAGGAUGUGGUGGCCAUGGCCUGCCUGGAAAGCGCGCACCGGAACGGGCAUUGGGUGAUCUUGAACAACGUGCAUUUGAUGCCUCGCUGGAUGGAGGAACUGGAGAAGAAGCUCGACGAAUUCGCCCAGGAAGGGGGUAGCCAUGCGAAAAUGCGCUUGUUCUUGACCUCGGACCCGGCGGUGAGCAUCCCGAUUGGCAUUUUGAACCGAUGCAUCAAGGUGACGAACGAGGCGCCUGCGGGGCUCAAGGCGAAUUUGAAACGUGCCUGGUCGAACUUCCCCAAGCAGGACAUCGACGACGCAGACUCUCGAACGAGGGGGGUCCUCUUCGGCCUCUGCUAUUUCCACGCCCUGAUGGUGGAACGGAAGCUCUUUGGGCCUAUGGGCUUCAAUAUGAACUACCCCUUCUCCUUGGGUGACCUCCGGGACUCCGCCGCCUGUCUCCACAACUACCUUGAAAGCGCCAACGGAGGGAGCAAAGUGCCCUGGCACGACCUCAAGUACAUCUUCGGCGACAUCAUGUACGGGGGGCACAUCGUCAACGAUUUCGACCGGCUCGUGGCCAAGACCUACCUCGACCACCUGAUGCGCGACGAGCUCCUGGACGAGAUGCAGCUCUUCCCCUACGUGACCCCCGGGGACCGGGCAUCCUUCUACUGCCCGCCUUCCACGACCUACGACAAAUAUAUGGACUAUGUGGACCGAAAUCUGGUCGUGGACACGCCCAUGGCCUUUGGCUUGCACCCCAACGCGGAGAUCGGCUUCCGGACGCGGCAGGGGGAAAAACUCUUCGCCACGCUCUUGGAAUUGCAGCCCCGGGAGGGAGGCAGAGAAAAGGCGGAGGGGGUGGAGGAAGGAGGGGCGGAGGACGGGGAGGAGGGGGGUCCCGGAGGCGGUGCGGCCGGUGGGGAGACCCCCCAGGCAGUGGCAGAGCGGGUGGCGACCGAGAUUUUGGAUCGCUUCGGCGAGCGACGGCUGGAUGUGGACGAGGUCCAUCGGGCCUUGGACGGGGACGAGGGUCCUUACCAAAACGUCUUCCUCCAAGAAAUGGAGGCCUUGAACGCCCUCCUCACGUUCAUGACCCUCUCCUUGCGAGAACUCCUUCUGGGCCUGGGGGGGGAAUUGGCCUUGAGCGACAAAAUGGAAAGCUUGCUCCACGCCCUGUACCUGGAUGCGGUCCCCGACCCCUGGCUCCACCUCUCUUGGCCCUCCCGCCGGCCGCUGGGCGGGUGGCUGGCCAACCUCCACAGCCGCCUCCAGCAGCUGGAAGAGUGGCAACAAGCCCCUCAGGAACUGCCCAAAGUGACCUGGCUCGCGGGACUCGUCAACCCGCAAGCCUUCUUGACCGCCGUCUGUCAAGUCACCGCCCAGAAAAACGGCUGGGCCUUGGACCAACUGGUGAUCGCGACGGAGGUGACCAAGAAAACGACGGCGGAGGAAGUCGACCUCCCUUCCCGAGACGGCGCCUACGUGGUCGGCUUGGCCUUGCAAGGCGCUCGGUGGGAUUCGGCCACGGGCGGGAUCGAACCCGCGCGGCCCAAAGAAAUGUUCUCCCCCCUCCCCGUCCUCCUCGUCCGGGCGGUGCCCCAAGAACAAAUCGACCGACGCGCCUACGCCUGUCCCGUGUUCAAAACAGAGGAUCGAGGCCCCACCUACGUCUUUUCGGCCCAAUUGAAAACCAAAUCGCCACCGGCUCGCUGGAUCCUGGCGGGGGUGGCCUUGAUCAUGGACGUGGCGGGGGGGUAG
Molecule: messenger RNA, 12732 nt
Organism: Nannochloropsis gaditana CCMP526
Product: outer dynein arm heavy chain beta
Exons: 3
Coding region: 1-12732 (4243 amino acids)
Biological process (GO): microtubule-based movement
Cellular component (GO): dynein complex
Molecular function (GO): minus-end-directed microtubule motor activity; ATP binding; ATP hydrolysis activity
Source: RefSeq, a predicted model, not a curated record